Messenger RNA from Coccinella septempunctata (seven-spotted ladybird), 673 nucleotides. Its product is annotated as protein PBDC1. Gene Ontology annotation, cellular component: cytoplasm. The coding region runs from base 142 to 603 and encodes 153 amino acids. Lineage: Eukaryota; Metazoa; Arthropoda; Insecta; Coleoptera; Coccinellidae. The record is from RefSeq and is a predicted model, not a curated record. The transcript is spliced from 3 exons.
AAUGAUAAUACUUUCUAUGUUCGGGUCAUAAAAUAUAAUUUAACCUCACAUUUUACUUUAUCCAUUAAAAAAAAUUAAUAUUAAUCGAUAAAAUUAAUGAGUCUUCCUUAGGAGAAUUUUUGCAAAAGAUUCGUUUCAGCCAUGGAGGUUCUAUCUCGUCCAGCAGAGGAAUUCGAUAAUGAUAAACAACUUGAAUAUUUAUGGGCAGAAAAAGCUUACGAACAUAAUGAAAUUUACUUUAAUCUCCUAUGCUCAGUUGAUACGAAGCAACUUCGAAUCACGCCUAUAGAUGACUUGAUAUACACAGAGUUCCGAAAAGAAUUCCCAAAGUUGGACGUUAAAGUAAUAGAUGAAAAUCAUUUGAAGAGUACUGAAGAGAAAGCAAAAUGGAGGCCCUUUUGUGAAAGAUUUAAAGAGGUACUAGAGGAUUAUAGUUUUGGGACACUGCUUCGAGCUAAUGCUGAAGAAGAUAAUAGACCAGAUAAUACGAUUUUAGUUACAAAAAUUCAAUUUUGCUGUAUCGAGAUUGCCAGAAAUAGAGAAGGCAUAAAUUCCAUAUUGAGGAAAAAAUUCAGUAAGUCUAAAGAAGCCACUAUUGAAUGAGAUCUGCUGUAAAUAUGUAAUAAUAAUGUUAAGACCAUUUGUUCCUCAUUAAAAACACUUCUUUUUUUAA